GAGCCAAGGCUAAAGUCUCUGGUGGUUGCAACGGCGGGGGCGGCCGGCGGCACCCACGAACUUUCCCCAUCCUCAGCCCAAUUUCAAGACGCGCAUCUUGGAUGCCCUUUUGCGCCCGCCCCGAUCCUCAUCCCCUUGAGCCCCCCACGUCCUGCCACCCACGGAGAACCGGAUUCCACUCGCGGGAAGGCGGUGCGAAGAGACGCCUCUCCCCCACGCCUCCCACAGCUCCCCCGGUGACCGUCCUCACGUGGGCCACGAAGGGGGAAAAAAAAAAACCCGCCUGGAUCGAGCGCAGAUCAAACCUCCGCUGAUCGUCGCUUGAGUUCUUAGCUUGCGCUUAAGAAGAGGAAAGCGCAGCAGAGGAAAAGCGCCGCCGGCCGGCAGAGGAAAAGUUGCAGGUACGUUGAAGGAGAGCCAAGCUAUUAGAGGUUGUGCAAGGAAACCUGGUUUGUGUAAACCAACAUCAAGCCUCUGCAGCAUCUGGAUUGAGACCAGAGCUCCCGGGAUGCCUUUUUAUCUUCUCCUCCUCCUUCUCCAGCUCCCAGCAGUGUGGGGGGAAAGAAACCCCGAUGGAACAAAUGACGUGGAAACAGAAAUUAGAAGAAUAGAAUCAAAACUGAGAAACUUAGAAAUGCCUCAGCCAAGUAGGAGUGUCAUACGCGAAGAUCCCUUUAUAUAUCUCCAACAUCUGGAGUCAAUGUUGACGGAGACACAGUUCCAAGGACUUCACAAGAGGUUUGGGAGAUCAAAGAUAUUUGCCAAUGUGCACAAAAUUGUACCCGAGACGCUUAAAAAAAAUCUGUCCAUUGAGGAAAUUGUGCAGGAUGUUGAAAUCAACCAGUUCCAAGUGACUCUGUCAAAAACAGUCUUAGCAAAAGCCAAAGGUGCCAAAGUCAACCAGGAGGGAAGAGUUGUGAUGUUGGCAGCGACCAGCCCGGUGCUCUUCCAGGAUAAUGAUUCCCACCCGAUCCUUGGUGGAAAAGUGAUUGGCAUCUCAGUGGGGAACACAACCGUCCAUGGGUUGCUCCCGAAAGAGCGAAUAUCAAUAACUUUUUGGCACAACCAGAGGAAUUUUACUCCCUGGUGUGUCUUCUGGGUUAUGGGCGCCAAGCCUGGUGACAUCGGCAAGUGGAAUACAUCAGGCUGUGAAGUGAAGCAUAGAGGUAACCAAACAACCUGCCUUUGUGACCAUCUCACCUUCUUUGCGGUGCUCAUGCUCCCCUCCUCAGACAUAGACAAGGUCCACCAGGAAUACCUGAACAUUGUCAGUUAUGUUGGUUGCAUCAUUUCAGCUCUGGCUUCAUUCAUCACCAUUGUCUUCCUUUGCUUGAGGAAAAAGCAGAGAGACCACAUCGUCUAUGUCCACAUGAAUCUCCUCUGGGCCAUCUUUCUUCUUGACAUGAGCUUCCUCAUUGCGGUGUACGUGGCUCUUGAGGGAGGAGACAUAGCUUGCAAAGCUAGUGGGAUGCUCCUACACUUUGCCAUGCUUGCGUGCUUGACCUGGAUGGGCAUUGAGGGCUACAAUCUCUAUCGGCUGGUGAUCCAAGUCUUCAACUCCUACAUGAAAUGCUUACUUGUCAAGCUGUCCUUAAUCGGUUGGGGUCUUCCUACACUCAUCAUAUGCCUAAUUUUUGGGAUUGAUCAGUCCUACUAUGGGCUUUCCUCUUUUAAGGUCUAUGAGUCUCCUGGUAAUUACACCAUUUCAGCCAUCUGUUGGAUUACCAAAAUGGAGAUCAACAGUUUCCUGAAUUUGGGUUAUUUAAGCCUGGUGUUCUUGUUCAACAGCAUCAUGCUGACCAUCAUGGUGUAUGAGAUUCUCAGGCUGAAACAUCAAAAGCGUCACUGGGGAUAUGUGGUGAUGCUCCUGGGCCUGAGCUGUGUCCUGGGCAUCCCGUGGGGGCUGGUCUUCUUUGCAAUUGCUUCUGAGACCUUCAAGCUGGUGGCCGUGUAUCUUUUCACUAUCAUCAACUGUCUCCAAGGCUUCUUCAUCUUCCUUUGGUACUUGGCCAAAGUGUGGCAGUCUCGCAGGUCGAAUUCCAUGCAGUGCACGUCUUCCAACAGCCUGAAACUCCAGUCCAGCAACUCUAGCAUAUGACCUUGUCCUGGCCAGGGGGACUUUGGAUAUGAAAUGUUCAUAGGAGGAUCUUCCUGGAAACUCAGCCAAACAAUUCUUUGGUGGACUUGGGUGACUUCAUACCUCUGAGUAGCUUCGGGAUGACACUGAUCUGUUUUCCUUCAAUAUAGAAAAUCUUGACUUACAAUAGUUUGUUUAGUGACUUUCAAACUUACAACGGCACUGAAAAAAGUGACUUAAAUGACUGUUUUUCACACUUAUAACCAUUGCGACAUCCUCAUGGACAUGUGAUCAAAAUUCAGACACUUGACAACUGAGACAUAUUUUUGUGACCUUCUGAUUAGCAAAGUCAACGGGAAAACCAGAUUCACUUAAGAACUGUGUAACUAACUUAACAACUGCAGUGGUUCUACUUAUCAGCUGUGGCAAGAAAGGUUGUAAAAUGGGGAAAAACUCAUUUAACAAAUAUCUCUCUUAGCAACAGAAAUGUUGGGCUCAAUUGUGUUCAUAAGUCAAGAACUACCUGUAUUGGUAUGACUCUUCUUUCUAAUGUAAAUAUAUUUUUAAAAUUUCUAUGGUGUGAAAAGUUGAUGAGAGUACAUUGAAAUUUAAAGCACGUGUAUUAAAGACAUUUUUUUAUUAGUG
Messenger RNA from Pantherophis guttatus, 2722 nucleotides. The record is from RefSeq and is a predicted model, not a curated record. NCBI's taxonomy places the organism in Eukaryota, Metazoa, Chordata, Lepidosauria, Squamata, Colubridae.